UCAUCCUCGUUUGACAUGCUACUGCUCCACCCCCUUCCCCAGUCCAUCCGGCGCCUGAUGGAGGCAGAGAAAGUGAAGGGCUUCUGCCAGGUGGUGAUUUCCUCCAACCUGCGUGACGGCGUGUCGCACCUGAUUCAGUCUGGGGGCCUCGGGGGCCUGCAGCACAACACUGUGCUUGUAGGCUGGCCCCGCAACUGGCGGCAGAAGGAAGAUCAUCAGACGUGGAGGAACUUCAUUGAGCUGGUCCGGGAAACCACCGCUGGUCACCUGGCCCUGCUGGUCACCAAGAACGUUUCCAUGUUCCCUGGGAACCCUGAGCGCUUCUCCGAGGGCAGCAUCGACGUCUGGUGGAUCGUUCACGAUGGCGGCAUGUUGAUGCUGUUGCCCUUCCUGCUGCGGCACCACAAGGUCUGGCGGAAGUGCAAGAUGCGUAUCUUCACGGUGGCCCAGAUGGACGACAAUAGCAUCCAGAUGAAGAAGGACCUGACUACCUUUCUAUACCACUUACGUAUCACCGCGGAGGUCGAGGUGGUGGAGAUGCACGAGAGCGACAUAUCGGCUUACACCUACGAGAAGACGCUGGUAAUGGAGCAGCGGUCCCAGAUCCUCAAACAGAUGCAUUUAACCAAGAAUGAGCGCGAGCGGGAGAUCCAGAGUAUCACAGAUGAGUCUCGUGGCUCAAUCCGGAGAAAGAAUCCAGUCAAUACUCGGCUCCGCCUCAACGUCCCGGAAGAGACAGCUGGUGACAGUGAGGAGAAGGCAGAGGAGGAGGUGCAGCUGAUCCAUGAUCAGAGCGCUCCCAGCUGCCCCAGCAGCUCUCCAUCCCCGGGGGAGGAGCCUGAGGGGGAGGGCGAGGCAGAUCCUGAGAAGGUGCAUCUCACCUGGACCAAGGACAAGUCGGUGGCAGAGAAGAAUAAGGGCCCCAGUCCGGUCUCCUCCGAGGGCAUCAAGGACUUCUUCAGCAUGAAGCCGGAGUGGGAGAAUUUGAACCAGUCCAACGUGCGGCGCAUGCACACGGCCGUGCGGCUGAACGAAGUCAUCGUGAAGAAAUCCCGGGAUGCCAAGCUGGUUUUGCUCAACAUGCCUGGACCUCCGCGCAACCGCAACGGUGACGAAAAUUACAUGGAGUUCCUCGAGGUCCUCACCGAGCACCUGGACCGGGUGAUGCUGGUCCGCGGCGGCGGCCGCGAGGUCAUCACCAUCUACUCCUGAGAGCCAGGACCUGCCACCCGGGCCCGGGCGCGCCCGGCCGGCGGCCCCGGAGCCCUCGCCGCGCCCCCCGCCGCUGUCACCGUUUACAUACAGACCCUGUGCCCGCGCCCUGGCCCUAUUCCCCGCUGCCUGAAGCCCAGAGGCCACGCCGCUCGGGGCUGACUCGGAGAGGACCGCCCCGCGCGGAGGCCGGAGCCCUAGCGCCCCGUUGGCGCGUCGCUCCGCGGGCCCGGCCUCGCCGCACGGGAGGAGACGCUGCAAUAAGGCUGGGGAGGCGCGGAGAGCGGAGGCGCGGGGCCGUGAGGAGCCCCC
Messenger RNA from Leptonychotes weddellii (Weddell seal), 1524 nucleotides. Lineage: Eukaryota; Metazoa; Chordata; Mammalia; Carnivora; Phocidae. The record is from RefSeq and is a predicted model, not a curated record.